This is a messenger RNA of Notothenia coriiceps (black rockcod), 2261 nucleotides long. RefSeq names its product cleavage and polyadenylation specific factor 3 (gene cpsf3). Gene Ontology annotation, biological process: mRNA 3'-end processing by stem-loop binding and cleavage. The coding region runs from base 80 to 2152 and encodes 690 amino acids. The record is from RefSeq and is a predicted model, not a curated record. Gene Ontology annotation, molecular function: RNA endonuclease activity; RNA binding; 5'-3' RNA exonuclease activity. NCBI's taxonomy places the organism in Eukaryota, Metazoa, Chordata, Actinopteri, Perciformes, Nototheniidae. Gene Ontology annotation, cellular component: mRNA cleavage and polyadenylation specificity factor complex. The transcript has 18 exons.
CCCCUCAUUUAUAAACACUGCAGCACUGUAUAAACGCAUUUAUCACUUCUAUAUUUUAAAUUGUCCUGCAACAUUUUGCAUGGCAACAAAACGCAAAGUAGAGGUGAUUGUUCCCGCAGAGGAGAGCGACCAGCUCCUAAUUCGUCCACUGGGUGCGGGUCAGGAGGUUGGGAGAUCAUGCAUCAUUCUGGAGUUCAAAGGAAGGAAAAUUAUGCUGGACUGUGGUAUCCACCCUGGCUUGGAGGGAAUGGAUGCUCUCCCAUACAUAGACUUGAUCGACCCGGCUGAGAUAGACCUGCUGCUUAUCAGCCAUUUCCACUUGGAUCACUGUGGAGCUCUGCCCUGGUUCCUCCAGAAGACCAGCUUUAAAGGCAGGACCUUCAUGACCCACGCCACUAAGGCCAUCUACCGCUGGCUACUGUCGGACUACGUCAAAGUCAGCAAUAUUUCUGCAGAUGACAUGCUGUACACUGAGACUGACCUGGAGGAGAGCAUGGAUAAGAUUGAGACCAUCAACUUCCACGAGGUGAAGGAGGUGGCUGGAAUAAAGUUCUGGUGCUACCACGCUGGCCAUGUGCUGGGAGCCGCCAUGUUCAUGAUCGAAAUAGCCGGAGUCAAGCUGCUGUACACAGGAGACUUCUCCCGACAGGAAGACAGGCAUCUGAUGGCAGCAGAGAUCCCCAGUGUCAAACCGGACAUCCUAAUCAUAGAGUCAACCUAUGGCACGCACAUCCAUGAGAAGAGGGAGGAGCGUGAGGCUCGGUUCUGUAACACAGUCCAUGACAUUGUCAACAGAGAAGGUCGCUGUUUAAUCCCUGUGUUCGCUUUGGGCCGGGCCCAGGAGCUGCUGCUCAUCCUGGAUGAGUACUGGCAGAACCACCCUGAGCUCCAUGACAUCCCCAUCUACUACGCUUCAUCCCUGGCCAAGAAGUGCAUGGCCGUGUACCAGACGUACGUCAACGCAAUGAACGACAAGAUCCGCAAGGCCAUCAAUAUCAACAACCCUUUUGUUUUCAAGCACAUCAGCAACCUCAAGAGCAUGGAUCACUUCGAUGACAUCGGCCCCAGCGUGGUGAUGGCGUCUCCGGGUAUGAUGCAGAGCGGGCUCUCCAGAGAGCUGUUUGAGAGCUGGUGCACUGACAAGAGGAACGGAGUCAUCAUCGCUGGAUACUGUGUAGAGGGCACACUGGCCAAGCACAUCAUGUCUGAGCCCGAGGAGAUCACCACCAUGUCGGGGCAGAAGCUGCAGCUGAAGAUGUCGGUUGACUACAUCUCUUUCUCCGCCCACACUGACUACCAGCAGACCAGCGAGUUCAUCAGGGCCCUCAAACCACCACAUGUGAUCCUGGUCCACGGGGAGCAGAAUGAGAUGGCCCGUCUGAAGGCUGCCCUGAUCAGGGAAUACGAGGACAACGACCAGGUUCACAUCGAAGUCCACAACCCUCGAAACACAGAAGCUGUCACCCUCAACUUCAGAGGAGAGAAGCUGGCCAAGGUGAUGGGCUCCCUGGCUGAUGAAAAGUGUGUUCAAGGCCAGAGAGUGUCGGGCAUACUGGUGAAAAAGAACUUCAACUACCACAUCCUCAAUCCCUCAGACCUCUCCACAUACACAGAGCUGGCCAUGAGCACAGUGAAACAGACCCAGGCCAUCCCCUUCACUGGACCCUACUCCCUGCUCGUCUGCCACCUGAGGAACCUCACUGGUGAAGUGGACGAGCUUGAUGGAACGGAGAAGCACACUCUGAAGAUUUUAAAAAAUAUCACUCUGAUCCACGAGGCCGGCAUGGUGCUGCUGGAGUGGCUAGCAAACCCUCUCAACGACAUGUAUGCUGACGCCGUCACCACUGUAGUGCUGGAAGUCCAGUCCAACCCCAAGGCUCAGAAAGCGAUGGAGACCCAGAGUGCCAGACUGGACAUAGAGGUCUUCCAGAACAGACUAGGAGUCAUGUUGCAGGACAUGUUUGGAUUAGAUUGUGUGGAUUUCAGUGAUGGUAAAAUCAUCUCGUUGACGGUAGAUGGGAAGACGGUUCACAUCUGCUUGGAAACGAGGUCGGUGUGCUACGAGGAUGAAAGCACCGAGGACGACUCCCUGAGAGAGAUGGUGGAGCUGUCAGUGCAGCGGCUCUACGACGCCCUGAACCCAGUCAUCUGAGGAGAGACGGACUGCAGGCGUGUUCAAAUCCAGUCACCUUUAAACUACUGAGGCACAGAGAUUCUGAAGCUAAGUCCUCACGGAUUUAAACAUCAAGAUACUUCCUCAA